CUUGCUUAGAUCCUUGACAUUGUUCGCGCUCUAUCCCUGCUGUUUCGUUUUCGUUGUCUGGGCAGUCGUUUGGUCUGGCUGGAUGUCGCUAGCCGGGGAUCUUUUGGCAUCCUUUAAAAAGGAUUUGGAAAAUCUCAAGGACAAUGAUAAGUACAAAAUAAAUGCUCUCACUAUCUUCGCUCGUGAUCAUAAAGAUGUCACGGGUGUUGCUCAGAGUAUAGUGGACCUAACUCUCAAGCAUGUACAAAUGGUGAGUUGCGUGGUAUCCUCUUCCCGGUGUGUCCUGUGCACAUCCGCACAGAUGAAAAAAAGACCAAUAAAUUAUUUUGUCAGUUUUGAAUUUUUUUUAACAUAUGGGUGCUGGGUUUGGGCGAAGCGAUAAUUAAUUGCUUAAGCGCUUAAUCUAGCGUUCGUAUGCGGUUUUUUCUAAAGUUGCGGUGUGUCGUGCUUCGUGAGACGCAUACUAUUAGGUCCCGUUAUAAGUAUAGUGAGAAACUUUAGUUGUUCAUCGAUCUUAGUUCACAAACCUUUCAUUACAGAUACCAGCAGGAUUGAAGUUACUUGGCUUGUACGUAAUCGAUUCCAUAGUUAAGAACGUAGGUACUCCCUACAGAAAACUGUAUACUGUCAAUAUCGUUGAUGCUUUUGUACAUUCGUUUCAGUCGAUACGAGAUGAGAAGGGAAGGCUAAAAUUGUACAAUCUGAGGACAACAUGGAAGGAUAUAUUUCCCAAUUCUAGAAUGUACGAAUUGGAUAUUCGGGUUCGAGAGCAUGACCCAGCCUGGCCACUGUUAGCUAGUGCUCCUGAGGCCAAAGCUGCAUUCAGGUCUCUUCCCAGUGUUCCGAAAAUCCAGACAAAGGUAGAGCCGGUGACAGUUGAAGUGAAACCAGAAGCCGUAAUAGAGCGACCAGCUACUAAGACUGUUAUUUCGGCCUCUCGUGACCCACGACUGAAUAGGAAAAGGAAGUCUCCUGAGGAGUCUAUCGCGUCUUCGGAAGAGUUUUUAAUCGACCGUUCGGGUGAUCAGAAAAUGGAAUCUGUGGCACGGAAACAAGGUAAGCAGGCAGAGUCGAGUGAGCUAUCGAAAAAGGUUAUGUUAUUUGGUGGCGAGGACCGUGAUAUGCGUUCCCAAAACACAGUUCCAAUUUCUCCUGCAAGAUCAUCAGCUUGGUCGGACUACAUUGGAAAGCAUAGUGAAGUUUGUUCACGGCGUGAAAACAAAGAUGUUGAUAUGCGUUUUGCUGUAUCGGAACACCCACUCUCAAUUGCUGCAAGUAACGAAAACGCUGAAAUCCUACCCAAGGAACCUGUUGAUAAACCAGUUCCCAAGCAACCCUCUGGUCUUCCUCCAACUACCACUCCUAUUCACAGAUAUGGCAUACCGCCUAGUGAACGAUUAACGCCGAAUGACAUACCCAUGGUGGAGAAUCUCAGUGACAGUACUGCAGACAUGAAUCCACGCUGUGAUUCUCUGGAGUCAGAAAAUAUACCUCGUUACUCAAAAAUGAAUAAUUUCGCACCUAUCAAGGAACAUCUUGCAACACUUCGUAUGCCACCAGAUCCAUUUGUAUCAGACUUUACAAGAGAAAGACCACCUAUAGCUCCGUUGUCCUACCGACCACCUGCAAUACCACACCGCCGGGGGCCGCCAAUUCGUGGACCUGUUUGGAGUGUUGAGAUCAAUGGGUUCCCGGACAUGGUGAACAUCGGUGUUGAUCCUCGCAUGCUUAGUCUUGUUAGUCAUCCUAAGCCACCUAGGCGGAUAACUAUUGAUGGUCAACAGUUUACACUGCUACUGGACAGGGUACAGCCACUAAUAGCGAUAGGAGAUCGGAUUCAUGCUGUAAGGUUUCGGUGUGAAUAUGCUACUGUUGUUAUCGAUGGUCGGUGUUUCAAAAUCCCUAGUACAGGUUUUACUAGAGUUCUCAUUGGGCCCAGAUUCUACGUUGCAUAUUUGGGUGGUCCAGGUCAUGAACUUGUGAUUGAUGGACGUCCACACACGGUUCCUACAACAUCCCAUCUAACUUUCAUAAAUGUUGGUAUUCAUUCAGUUGGAGUAAAGUUUAUUGGCAAUAUACCGAAAAAUGUUAAUGUAUUACCGCCUAUACCUCCUCGUUUGCUUAAGUGGGCAGGUCAAGGUUUGUUUGGCUCACCACGAAACUUGUUUAUGGCACCACUUAAUCCAAUCAAAGAACUUGCACGUUUAGCUGAGGAUGGUGUGAAUCCAAGAAAUCGCGUUCCGUUUGCUAACAGAUCUGUGGGGAACGGUAUGCGCCCUCCACCUGUCAGUUCCAUGGAUACUUCAAACACUAAUGAUCAGGUUAGUUGUGUAACAGUUCCAGAGCCUGUUGUGGAUGCAAAAAAUAGCCCUGGGAAUUCUGUGCAAGUCAAAGAAGAAAGUUCGAUGAAUGCAAAUGCUCCGCAUAACAUUGAUGUACAUGAACUAUUUCAAAAACUGGUUAAAGCUGGUAUAGUGCCGAAAAUAGAAUCUGAAAAGACAGAACCUCCUGAGCUAAGAAGUUAUAGCUGGGAGCAUUUCAAGAACCCGUACAACUUGGAGAUAGAUGCGAUGUAUAAUGGUCACCAAUGUGGUCAGUGUGGUCUGCGUUUUCAGAGUGAUCUUUCGCCCGAAUUUGCAAAGCAUCUAGACUAUCACUACAUGAAGAAUUCAAGUUAUGGGCAGGAACGACGUAGUCGGAAUUUCUACCAGUCGCUACAAUAUUGGUUAAUCACAGAAAUGACGCGAGAAGGUGCACCACAAUUCGAAUCAAGCAGUCCAAUUCAUGAUUUGCAGGAGUACAAGUGUGCCGCAUUUGCAGACCCCUCUAAAAAUGUGUGUGCAGUGUGUUAUGAGAAUUUCGAAGUAGUUUGGGAUCAUGAAGAAGAGGAAUGGAUGCUACAAGAUGCUAUUCGAGUUGACGAUAAAGCCUAUCAUCCUAUAUGUCAAGAAGAUGCCGGAAAAGAAUUUUCUAUUAAAGAUGUAAGUUGAAGUUUUAUGUACUUAAUUUAAUUAUAUUUUGUAAUACAUAUCAGUAUCUUCUACUAACGGCAUUGUGAUUACGACAAAGAAGACUACUUUCCUACUCAGAAAAAUAAUUGUGUGAAAUUAAGCUUAGGGAGAGAUGGACUUUAUCCAGUCCUUAAAAGUGUUUUGCUAGAAGAACUUAGAAAGGAUGUAUUAUUUAUCGUCUCGGAUUUAGUGUCUCUCACCUCAUGUUGUAGGUCAUCGGGAUUUCAUAGACGUAGUCCUCCCAAAAAUGAAUAUAUUUGUUAAAUCCUAAUUAAGUAGAAAAAUAAGUUUCUUCAGAGAUCCUCUGAAGAAGCUGUUGCCAUCAAGUCUCAAAACGUUAGAGAUAUAUUUUUCUAGUUGUUAUUCAUCGAAGACUGACAUCAGUUGGAGGAACAAAGGAAACCUGGGAGCACUGGACAGCUGUUUCGUCCUAGUAUGGGACUCCUCAGCAGUGCGCACCCACGACCCCACCAGCAGGGACCGAACGCGCGACCUUCAGGUUGCGCGGCCAGCACGUUACCAUUGAGCCACUGGGUCAGAAUCCAAUGCUCCAUAUUUCCAACUUCUGUUAGCUGACGAUAUAGCGCAAACCGCCACCCAAUGUCAUCGUUGAGUAUUUGUCCUGAUGGCCAUCAGGCUUUGACUCCACCGGUCACGACUUGUGAUUGGAACUUCGGGAAUACUUCUCAAAGCUAGUCACCAAUGAGCACCAGUUCAAUUAAAUUUUUUGAGGGGGUUGUGGAGAUUUGGAAAUAUUUCAAGUUGUUAUUCAUCGAAGACUGUCAGUCUGACAUUGUGUAAUCAGACUUUUCGUGUUAAAACCUUGUCAAAAGUCAUCUGUAGAUUAGUGUCAAACUUCUCAACAACUUUUCACUUGUAAUUUUUCAAACAACGGAGAAGCUUGUUCAGUCGGAAGAAGGGAAAUCAAAAGGUAUUUCACUGAAGGCGAAUUUAUUUUUGAAUGGACAUUUUCGGGGUUGUACAUUCUUUUACGUAGUCAGAACAUAUUUAUUAUUGAUUGAUAAACCACCACAAAGGUAUUGUAAAUGUUUGAGAGGAGACUAGAGAAUCAUUUCUGGAAUCAAAGAAGCAUACAGUUAAUUAAACGUGCUAAAGAUGUUUAGUACUCUGAAAAGACGAAGCUAAUAUAUGCGAUCUGUAAUGAGUAAUGAAAAACCACUAUGUUGUGUAGAGAGAAGAAAGCAAAUGGAAACCGUGGUGAAGGUGGAAGAAAUUAUUGAUGUUGGAUGCGAGAAAUUAGAUUCGUUACUCUAAUGUGCCAAUGUUGUCAGUGUAGCGCUGUUGUCCUUUGGUCUAGGUACUUGGUUUCCAACCGAAAGGUCACUAGUUUGAAUCCAGCUCUACCUAUCAAGGUCUAGACAGUCGGGCAACUAUUAUUAGUCCCCAUACAAUAGCUGUGGCUCAUCGCCUACUUCAUGAAUGUUCACAAGGUUGUUUAGUGGAUUCCUAUUUUUUGGCGAUUGCGUUGUCGGUGAAUUUAGUAUGCAUAAGUGGUGAGCCAAUCAUUUUAACUCUGUCAGUAAUUUCGAAAUAUAAGUGACUAAGUACUCCGUAGUUAAGCUGUUGAUUGAUUUGUAUUUUCUCGUGAGAUUCAUCUCAUCUAAAUAGUCACCUUAAUAUAGGCAGAUAAAGACUGUUGUGGUACAGAUUAACCACUUUCCUUUCAUAUAUCAAUUAGAGAUUCAGAGAAAGAUGAAGGAUAAAUGCAUCCUUGUUUUGUGAUUUAUUCUGAACCAUAGCAAUUUUUAUGUUAUUGUCUCAUAGACCGACAGCAAGAAACCUGUAUUCACAUGGGUAACGAAAUCUGUGGAUGAGCAUGCGUAGUUCUCGUGUACUCAUUUUAUUAGAGAAUAUAUCAUGACUGAUUUUACCGUAACUAACUAUUGAGUAUUUACAUGCACUUUAGGAAAAAAAGCUCCCGUCACCUACAGCCGUUGAAAAUACUCCGGACACAACUUCUCCAUCUGAGAAUAUCAAAGAAGAUCCAGGCGAUGAAAACGCAUUUACUUGUGAUGAUUUUUCAACGAAUACAGCUAUUCCUGGUCUUUCACCGUCUACAUCUCCAUCACAAUCUGACACAGAAAUGCUGAUUAAAACAGAACCUGAAUGUGAAUUCAGUUCCCCAGUGAAAACUGAAUCGAUUUUGUCCAAUACAACAAUCAGUGCAGAUCCUUUGGCUGCAUUAAAAGCUGUCUUGAAGGGUGAUAUAUCUUCACUUAGCUUACAACCUCACUGACAAUUCAGCUAUUUACUCAUUAUUCUAUUAUGUACAUAAUAAUACUACAGAUUUAUGCUCAUAUGCUUGUGUGUAUGAGUUCAUAUGGUUUAACGUGUAAAUAAUUUAAUAAAGUACAUUAUUCUCAUAAUGUGGUUGAAAACAGUCUAUUAAAUACACGGUUUCUAAGC
Molecule: messenger RNA, 5438 nt
Organism: Heterobilharzia americana
Lineage: Eukaryota; Metazoa; Platyhelminthes; Trematoda; Strigeidida; Schistosomatidae
Source: the annotation of a GenBank genome assembly